Messenger RNA from Cyclocybe aegerita, 771 nucleotides. Lineage: Eukaryota; Fungi; Basidiomycota; Agaricomycetes; Agaricales; Hemipholiotaceae. The record is from the annotation of a GenBank genome assembly.
AUGAACACCAACGCCAUCUCCAAGUCUAUCGCCGCCCCUGUCCUCCCUGAAACCAAGGAGGCGCACGCGGCGCUUAUUGUGCAGCUCGAGGAGCAACUAGCCGCCGUCAAGGCCGCCUAUUCUGCGAAGUGGUCGAGGGCCACCUCAGGCGUUGAGACUAUCGAGAUGGCGGCCAGCACCGCGAGUGCAUUCGACGCAACCCAAAUCCAAGCAUAUGAACACGAGCUUGUUAUCCCUGGAGUUGACCUCAACGCCGCGGCUGUCCCCGGGCCCCCUCACUACCCCAGCUGCUGUCUCGACCACCGCCUCCGCUCAAGCCAGACCCGCCGCCCGCACCGCCUGCGUCGCGAAGACGCAGUGACCAAAGUGCAGACUUGGUUCGGACCCGUCUUUGUCUCGAAGAACUAUGCGCAGGCGGAGUUGGAAGUGUACAGAAAGCCAAAGGGAGUGAAAAGCACCUUCUCUCAUUUCUUGCACGACAUGCCUCGGACUAGUGAAGAGCACCUUCUCUCAUUUGCUGCAUGGGAUACCAGCUCCAGAGGCUCCUGUGGCCGGUACUUUGGAUACAGGCAGUUCGAACAAGAGUUGCUUAUACCAUUCAACAGCUCUUGGGCCCCCAUUGCCCUGAAGGACUUUCAUCUACCCUUCAACCAUCUCACCCAUCUGACUCUAGAGUCCAUAGAUGUCAAGGGUUGGGGCAAGUACCAGGCCACUCUCCUCCCUAAGAACCUCGCUCACGAGGAGGAAGUCCCAGCGCAAUUGAUGAAGUAG